UAGAGAGAAAGUGAGGCUAGUCAGAGAGGCGUUGAGAGUGCUGGAAGGAGGCAGGAGAGGAUGAAAGCAGGGAGCCGGGCUGAGCUGCAACGAGGAACACUUUGAACAUAAACGGAUCUAGCUACUGCAACUACUGCUACUGCAACUACUACUACUGCUACUACUGAUACUGCUACUGCUACUACUGCUACUGCUACUGCUGUCACCCUAUCCAAUGACUACACUGUCUGAAACCGGCUCUGCAAAGGCACAACGCGAGGUGAGCGCUGCUUCGGUGCACAAGGCUCCGCAGUGAUCGCACAGGGAUGCUCCUCCAUCGCCGCCCGUUCUUCUCCCGCGAGGCUCAUGUGACCUAGCCACACCCACUCUCAGGGGGCCACACCCACUCACAGGGGGCCCUCCUCCGCUGGAGCCCAUCCAUGAAUCCCAGUCCCGAACGCGGAAAAGAGUGCCUCCCUCCCAAGAAGAGGGAGUCUCGACAAGGCUCUUCAGAUCUGCUCGUGGAUGAGUUCAAGCCCCCUGUGCCGCUGCGGGUUAGGCCCAGCACAGGGAGGGGGGAGGGGGGCAGAGAGGCCAGUGACAGGGCCCUGACUAACCCCAACAGCCACCUCCUCCACACCCCUCCUCCUCUGCCCGCUCCCGCCCCCAGCUUACCCCUGCCGCUGCCAUGGCUGGGCUACUCCCCGUCCGUGUCCCUGCCCCUGUUCUCUGGACAGGUGGACAGGAGGGGGGCGGGCUCUCCGGCCUGGAGAGAUGACCCUCUGACCUCAGCUUUACCUCACCACUCGCGCUGGCACAGAGGGGAGGGGCUCCUGUCACUGCCCCCCCCUCCAUCCUCCUCCUCUUCCUCGUUUAAAGCCCCUUUCCCCGCAGACUCCAGGGAGAUGUGGUCGUACAUGAACAGCGGGCGCAGGGAUUACAGCUCCUCCCUCUUCCCCCCGUCGUACCUGUUUGGGCACCCCUCUCUGUACUCGCAGGACACAGCGUUACCCGACCCCAGACACAGGUACAUGGCAAAGAGGCCCAACGGUCUGGAUGGUCCUGGCAGCAGGACUGCCACCUCCUCCAAGCCUCUGCUGGGAGAAUACGGGAACGACAGCAGCCGCCUGGACAUCAGUCCACACAACACUCACACCAACGGAGCUCGCAGACACCAGGACGUGUCCUCUCUGUGUCCGUCUGCGGGGCUGUUCCUGUCCGAGUCCUCCGCCCAGGAAGAGCCACAUUCCUCCCUGCAGGACACGCACGGGCACGCGCCCGGGCACGCACACACACACGCAGCAGUAAAGAGCAGCUCCAGUCUGCUCUCUCCCAGUGGCCAUCCUCUCGGAGCAGACGCCCGGGCUGGGAGGGGGGACCUGUUGGACCCUUUAGGGGGGUCCACGGCCGAAGCACAGGUUUAUUACUCUUUUGGAAUGUCUCAGAACUAUCCCCUCUACAGCCCCUCAGGUACCCCUCUGUACGGCCUACACCGGGACCCCGGGCCCAGGCAGCACGCCGCCCGGAGCACCCCCCACUCACCUCUGGGCGUGUCCAACAAUCAUGAGCGGCCCCAAAGAGACAGAGAACAGGACAGGGACAGAGACAGGAGCAAGGACAAAGACAAGCACUUACCGCAGCACAGAGACCAACAGAGGGACAGUGAGCCCGAGCGGAGACGGGACAGGGCCAGGGCCAGGGACCUGUCUCCGGGCCGCGCUCAUUCGUCGCCCCCUGCACUCCUACCUCACUUCACCAAGGGGUCUUUGAUCGAGCUCGCCGGAGGCCGUCUGAAGCGCGUGGAGGAGCUGAGGACGGAGGACUUCCUGAGGAGCGCAGACACCUCUCCAGACCUGCACCUGAGCACCUGCAAAGUCCUGCUCAUCUCCCCCAGCAGCACCCACGGGUUCAGCCACAUGCAAGUGCACCUCACUGACCGCAACACUCAGGAGUUAUUGAAGGUUCUGGUGGAGUACCCCUUCUUCGUCCGGGACAGGGGCUGGUCUUCGUGCUGUCCACAGAAAACCCUGCAGAUGUACGGCCUCCCGUGUCGCCAACUCGCCGAGGGGGACGUGUGUCUGGCCCUGACCCCGACCCCUUCCUCCUCCUCCUCCUCCUCCUCGCGGGUCCGCCCCAGGCCCCACCGCACCCAGUCCUCCUCCUCCUCCUCCAGGACGCACAGAGAGGACAUGCCCCCUCCCCCUCCUCCUCCACCUCUCCCUCACCACUCCCACUCCCACCACCACCACCACCACCACCACCACGCCCCCCUCACCCCCAGCCUCCCGGCAACUCCGCGCUCCCCGGCCGCCUCCACCGCCGCUGCUGCCGCUGCCGCAGACACGGACGGCGUGGGGCAGUCUCGUCCACGUAAACGGCGCUGGUCUGCCCCGGACACUUUCCCCUGCACUGGAACUGAAAAAAGCGUUUUGGAGUUACCUCAAGGCUCAAAGCUGAUGAAGUGGCAGUAGAGUAUUGCACAUUUUAGCGCACACAAACACACACACGCACGCACACACACACACACCCCACUUGUUACUCUCAAACUCGGGAGAACGCAAGGUGGGGUUGCAGGGAAGGAAUAAACGUCAUGAUUUUUACGGGUGCCGAAAAUGAUUAAAACCACGUUAGCUCAGUCCUGACAGGAGCAGUUGGAGAUUUUACUGUUUAGACACAAGACAAUCAACGCACUUGUCUAUGUUCAGUGUUUUUCUAAGACCCCACACACUUUAAAACAACAGUGAAUCUGCAGGGUAUCGAUUUCAAACAGUGUUAAGGCUACGGAACAAGUGCAUAUAAAUAUACAUAUGAAGAUAUACAGUAUAUAUAUUACAUUACUGAUGUUGUAUACAGUAAAUAUGCUAAACUAAUGCAAUCUCUGUCAGUAUUGCAACGCAUUUCUUUUAUUUUUUUAAUUUUUUCUUGCUUCGAAGCCGCCGAGUCGGCCUGGGUAGGCAAGAUGAAUGUAUAAGCAACUCUUGAAGCCUUCUUCUUCUUCUUCUUCUAUUUCUUCUUCUUCUCUUCGUCGGCGGGAGUCCACGCGCUCGUUCAUCAAGGCAUUACUGUCCAAUCUGUUCUUAACAUUGUGUCGAGGAAAAAAGGGAGAACACUAAUGAAAACUGCGUAACGGACAAUCCCACGCACACAGGCAGAUGGACACGCAGACACGCAGGCAGACAUGCAGACAGGCAGAUGGAUAGGCCUGUCUGCGUGUCUGGGUGCGCAGACAGACACGCAGACUAACACUCAAACGCAGGCAGACACACAGAUGGGCAAGCAGACAUGCAAAUGGGCACACAGACAGGCACGCAGACACGCACAUGGGCAGGCAAACAGACACGCAGACACACAAACAGGCAUGCAGGCUGGCUGAGAAGCAGACAGGCAGACAGACAGUCACAUCCUCUUCGCUCGUGGUGUUUUUCAUUCUAAACAUACAGAUGGGAAAGGGAGGGUCUUAUAGUAAUGGUGCUAAAAACACAUUGGAACACGAUGCUUUGUGAAUGCUCAACCCUGUGUUCUGUUCCCAUCUCAUUUGACGUACUGUAUGUCAGAAGGCAGGGACACGAUGAAAGUAUUUUAAAUCAGAUACGGGUAUAACCUCUGAUUCAGCACACUCUCUCACUUUAGUUCUUGUGUUUUUUUAUUUGGAAAUUUGACCUGUUUGUUUUUAAAUGUAAUAGCUACAAAAAUGUAUAUUUUUAAAAUUGUGACUCUGUUUUAUGAUGUUCGCUAGAAAUAAAAGACAAAAAGCUUUAUAGA
This is a messenger RNA of Periophthalmus magnuspinnatus, 3741 nucleotides long. Its product is annotated as ataxin-1. Gene Ontology annotation, cellular component: nucleus. The transcript is spliced from 3 exons. The record is from RefSeq and is a predicted model, not a curated record. Lineage: Eukaryota; Metazoa; Chordata; Actinopteri; Gobiiformes; Gobiidae. Gene Ontology annotation, biological process: nervous system development; negative regulation of transcription by RNA polymerase II. Gene Ontology annotation, molecular function: RNA binding; protein binding. Bases 420 to 2450 code for a protein of 676 amino acids.